AUGUCUUUCUUCGGCUUCAAUACCACCCUGCCGAGGGACCGAGCUGCCCAUGCUCCUCACCCGACACAGGCUCCCGGCUUCUCGCAGCAGGUUGACGCCUUCGCUGGCCUUUCAGGGAACUCAAACGAAAAGGCUGACGAUGAUGGCUACGACUUUGAGGAUACCUACGACGGUCUAGGCGAUAAACUCGAUGAAGGAGAUGAUGAAUUCAAUGAUGAGACCUUUGGAGGAGGCAAUGCUGCCGCCCCCGGCAAGGACUUCGAUUUUUUCGGCUCCACCGCAAAGGUCGCCAAUGCCAUCAACGAAGAACAGCUCCUCUACGCUCGUGGUCCCAAAAAGCCCACCCAAACUGCCCCUCCUUCGUAUCACCAAGAUCACCAACCCAAAGCUCCUAGCUAUGCCGCUGCCACGAAACCCAAACUACAGCCUGCUCCUAAGCACCAAAUUCCCACGGAGAUCCCCGAGCUGAAGCCUGAGAUGUCAUUAUGGGCUACCACGUCCCCAGAAGCUACCCCAGCCAAGAACCUCUCCGCUCAUGCCGCAGUUCACUACCUUCAUAUCGAUAACCCUCUGCAGGAACCUCCACCAACGCAGCCAAAUUUUUCACAACCUGCACCAGCUACUCGAAAGUACAAGAGCUUAGAAGAAGUGGAAGCUGAAAUAUUGGCGAAGAAGCAGGCUAGGCUCGCUGCCGCACAACAACCGCCCCAACCUCAACUCCCUCCACAUAGCCAAUUAAACCAACAAGAUGGCUGGCCUGGUCGGCCCGUGCAGGGAUUCCCUCAACAUCCACAGAUGCAAAUGCAGCAACCACCCCUCCAGCAGAUCGAGCUGCCUUUCCCACCCCGGGGCAUGCCACCACCCCAGCAAAAUCAACGCCCACCUCAAAAUGACCGGACCCCAGAGCAUCUUCAACGUGGGCCCAUGCCUCAACCAGGCCCGGGUGGACAGCUACCAUUUCCACAGAUCCCGGCCAACCCACAGUUCCAAGGUAACAAUAUUCCAUUCCCAAUGGGAAUGAUCCCGCCACAGGGGCCACAGGGACCACAGGGACCACAGGGACCACAGGGACCACAGGGACCACAGGGACCACAGGGACCACAGGGACCACAGGGACCGCAAGGACCGCAGCCGCCGUUUGUAGGGAUGCCACCUAUGCAGCCACAGAUGAUGCAGAUGACCGAAGAGGAGAGGGUUAAGUUCUUGGAAGAGGAGAGCAAGCGGCUGAAACGGAACCAUAAGAUCGCUCAACUGUCCCGAUAUAACGGUCUAAUGACCCCUUCGGACAAGAAUUUUAUUACGAGGAUCCAGCUCCAGCAACUGGUGUCGGUUAACGAAGACUCCUUUAAUGAGGACUUCUACUACCAAGUCUACAUGGCCAUCAGAGCCCGGAAUAACCCUCAACAACCCCUGAAUCAGUUCGCCCAGACAUAUCUCGGCCAGCAAGGAGCCCGGGGCGGUAGAGCUCGUCGUCAGGAUAACCAUCUUCUCCGAAUGCAGCAACAGGUUCAACGUGCCGUUGCUGCUGCUAAGGCUCGUCCAAAGGCGUCACAGCUAGUUCUAGAAGGCUCACUAGGAAAGAUAUCAUUCAGCAACGUGAAGACACCGAAACCGCUGUUAAGCAUCAAGAAGCAAGACAGCACUGGCGUAGUAGAACCGGGUCAAAAACCAGCACAUGCUUUCGCCGGCAUCGACAGGAGGAGUAUCUUAGCGGCUGCCGAAGACAUCUAUCGAUGCCUACUUGACUUAGACUCCCAUGAACGAAAACACCCAGGUCCUAGUCUGACCGGCCAGCAACCCGAUGCCAAUACAAUCCAAUGGUUUGAAGUCAGGGACGCCUUAAUCGCGAAGUUGUGGAGGUCUAUGCGGAUUAUGGAACCCAUUAAGGAGGAGCCUAACGCACUGCAUCCCUUCAUCGCCAUCCUUUCCGUUAAGAAAGCAAAGGAGGCUAUUCCCCGAGUAUUCAGAUAUAUCGAUCUACAACAACGUAUCACAAUUCUCACUAUGAUCACAAUAUCUCUCGACCAAGUUGAUGUCAUCAAGGAUGGCCGAUACCUGCCCGACACUCUUUCACUCUCCAAUGAAACCAAGAAGAAAAUCGAAGGAUUUUCCCAAUAUGUUCUCCCACCACUUCUUUCCUAUGUCGGAGACGCACAACUCGAUGUUAUAACUGGCCUGCUCGGCAUCCUCCUCGACCGCGUCAACGUCCUCUUGCUCAGCCAGACCCAAAUCGGUCUCGCUUUCUUGACAAUGUUCACUAGCCGUGCAGAGAUCAUAAAGCAGGCCAACCAGGCGGACGAUCAGGGUGUAUUAAAGUGGACACAGACGUACGACCGAUUGUUCGAGGUACUCGAAGAUCAUUUGUUGGAUAUCUUCCCGCCACAUGGGGCACAGGUGGAUGAUAUGUAUGUGUGGCAGUUUUUGGCAAGCAUGGCGGUUGGGGCGAACAUGUCACAGCAGCAGAAGAUGGUUUCGGCGGUCAAGGACCGUGUCAACGACAAUGUACAGGCAAGCAAAACUUUGCCACAAGAGAUGGGGCAGCAUAAACUGGCGAAUACGAAUUUGUUUUUGAGGGCCUUGGGUCUGGAUAUUGACCUUCUCCUUUCAUAG
Messenger RNA from Orbilia oligospora ATCC 24927, 2610 nucleotides. RefSeq lists its product as uncharacterized. The transcript is spliced from 7 exons. The coding region runs from base 1 to 2610 and encodes 869 amino acids. Gene Ontology annotation, biological process: P-body assembly; deadenylation-dependent decapping of nuclear-transcribed mRNA. The record is from RefSeq and is a predicted model, not a curated record. Gene Ontology annotation, cellular component: P-body. NCBI's taxonomy places the organism in Eukaryota, Fungi, Ascomycota, Orbiliomycetes, Orbiliales, Orbiliaceae. Gene Ontology annotation, molecular function: RNA binding.